Molecule: messenger RNA, 1644 nt
Organism: Rhineura floridana
Lineage: Eukaryota; Metazoa; Chordata; Lepidosauria; Squamata; Rhineuridae
Product: vomeronasal type-2 receptor 26-like
Exons: 5
Coding region: 1-1644 (547 amino acids)
Biological process (GO): G protein-coupled receptor signaling pathway
Cellular component (GO): membrane
Molecular function (GO): G protein-coupled receptor activity
Source: RefSeq, a predicted model, not a curated record
AUGGACAGAGUGUAUUUGGAUGACAGUGGAGAACUGGCAGCCGACUUGGACAUUGUGAACUGGGUGGUGUUUCCCAAUAACUCUGUCCUUAAGGUGAAGUUUGGGAAUCUGUACAGAGAGGGAUCCCCAGACCUACACUUCACCAUCAACCAGGAUGCCAUUGUGUGGCCUAAAUGGCUCAACCAGACCCUGCCUUCUUCCAGGUGUGUGGAAAGCUGCCGCCCUGGAUUUGUCAAGGUGGUUCAGGAAGGAAAUCCACUUUGCUGCUACGACUGCGUUCCCUGCGGGGAAGGGACCAUCUCCACUCAGGAAGAUGCAGAGUGGUGCACCAAAUGUCCAGUAGAUCAGCAUCCAAACAAGGACAAAGAUCAGUGUAUCCCCAAGACUAUCACCUUCCUGGCCUAUGAAGAUUCUUUGGGGAUCCUCCUGGCUUGUCUCAUCCUGUUUUUGUCCUUGACCACAGGCUUUGUUUUAGGUACUUUCAUUGCAUUCCAAGAAACUCCGAUAGUCAAAGCCAACAACCGGGACCUCUCCUACAUCCUCCUCGUCUCCCUCCUGCUUUCCUUUCUGUCCUCCUUCCUCUUCAUCGGCCAGCCAAGAAAAGUGACCUGUUUUCUCCGACAAACAGCCUUCAGCAUCAUCUUCUCAGUUGCUGUCUCUUCUGUGUUGGCAAAAACCAUCACUGUAGUACUGGCCUUCCUAGCCACAAAGCCAGGGAACAGAGCGAGGAGAUGGCUGGGGAAGUGUCUGGCCAACUCCAUUGUUAUUUCCUGUUCCAGUGCCCAAGUUAUCAUAUGCACCAUCUGGUUGAGUAUCUCUCCCCCAUUUCCAGAGUCUGACAUGCACUCCCAGCCUGGAGAGAUCAUCCUGCAAUGCAAUGAAGGGUCUGUCACCAUGUUUUAUGUUGCUCUUGGCUACAUGGGCUUCCUGGCUGCCAUCUGCUUCAUGGUGGCUUUCCUGGCCAGGAAGCUGCCUGGGGCCUUCAAUGAAGGCAAGCUGAUCACUUUCAGCAUGCUGGUCUUCUGCAGUGUUUGGGUCUCCUUUGUGCCCACCUACCUGAGCACGAAGGGGAAAUACAUGGUAGCCGUGCAGGUCUUCUCCAUCUUGGCCUCCAGUGCUGGGCUUCUGGGCUGCAUCUUCAUUUCCAAGUGCUACAUUAUUUUCCUGAGGCCUGAUCUGAAUACAAAGACACAUUUAACAACAAAAGUUUCUCAUGAAACAGCUUUUCAGAGGCCGUGCCUCCGCAGCUGGAUGGCUGCUGCCGCCACACCUCAGCCGCUGGGUGGCCUAGAGCUGUCCCCGCUGCCCCACUGGGUCUGCUCCUACAGACCGAUCCUCCGUAGCUGGAGGGCCUCUGGAGGCCUAGGCUCACCACUGCCCCAGCCCGGAGCCAGGGGCUCUUCGCCGCUCCCCAGCCGCACCGCUCCGCGAUCGAGCCGCGCUGACCGCUCCUCGCCGCCGGCCCCGCACCAAGGCCUGGCCUGUAGGCCUGGAGAAGCCGUGUGCGUCGGCGGGCGAUCUGAGCCGCGUCGCGCCGCCGAUGCAGGAGGGCCUCCCGACCAUUUAAAAUUGCCGCCAAAAAUUUGCAGUGAGGGUGGGCGGCUGGCGAAACCUUCCCACGACCGAAUACAGAUGACGUUCUGA